This is a messenger RNA of Filobasidium floriforme, 1640 nucleotides long. RefSeq names its product putative mitogen-activated protein kinase CPK1. The coding region runs from base 1 to 1149 and encodes 382 amino acids. NCBI's taxonomy places the organism in Eukaryota, Fungi, Basidiomycota, Tremellomycetes, Filobasidiales, Filobasidiaceae. Gene Ontology annotation, cellular component: cytoplasm; nucleus. The transcript is spliced from 11 exons. Gene Ontology annotation, molecular function: MAP kinase activity; ATP binding. Gene Ontology annotation, biological process: intracellular signal transduction; protein phosphorylation. The record is from RefSeq and is a predicted model, not a curated record.
AUGGACGUUAAACCCGCUGUGUACCAAGCUCCUCUCCAAGGACAACCCGGAAUGAACGCCGCUCAGAUGCCGCCGAGAAAGGUCAAGUUCAGCGUCGGCAGGGACUAUCAGGUGAUGACUGUCAUCGGCGAGGGAGCUUAUGGGGUCGUCGUUCGAGCCGUUCAUCGAGCUAGCGGGAGAGAGGUCGCGAUCAAAAAGAUCUCUCCCUUUGAUCACGUCCUCUUCGCCCUUCGGACCCUGAGAGAGCUGAAGCUUCUGAAGUACUUUUCCGAGCAACAAGUCAGCGAAAACUUGAUCACGAUCCUUGACAUCUGUAAACCGAAAUCGUUCGACGAAUUCAAGGAAGUCUACGUCGUCCAGGAACUACUGGAGACCGACUUGCACAGGGUCAUCAGGACUCAAGAUCUGAGUGACGAUCAUUGUCAAUAUUUUGUCUACCAGACUUGUCGAGCUCUCAAAGCCUUGCACUCUGCUGAGAUCGUCCACCGGGAUCUCAAACCUUCCAACUUGUUGUUGAACGCCAACUGUGAUCUAAAGGUCUGCGAUUUCGGUCUCGCCAGGUCUACCCAGACCGCCCUUCCCAGCGGCAGCAGUGGCAACGGGUACAUGACGGAAUACGUGGCCACUCGAUGGUACCGAGCGCCCGAGGUCAUGUUGAGCUUCAAGCAGUACACCAAGUCGAUCGACGUCUGGAGUAUCGGAUGUAUCUUGGCGGAGAUGUUAAACGGAAAGCCUCUCUUCCCUGGAAAAGACUAUCACCACCAGCUCAGUCUGAUUCUCGAUGUGCUCGGAACACCCUCUAUGGAAGAGUACUACGACAUCACCUCGAGGCGUUCGAGAGAGUACAUCCGCGCGCUGCCUUUCCGCGCCAAGAAGUCUUUCGAGAGCUUGUACCCCAUGGCCAGUCCUGCCGCCAUUGACUUCCUCAAGAAGACUUUGACCUUCGGACCCAAGAACCGAAUGACCGUGGAGCAGUGCCUCUCGCACCCGUACCUCGAGGCUUAUCACGACCCGGACGAUGAGCCAGACGCGGCUCCUCUGCCCCAGGACUUUUUCGAUUUUGAUCUCAUGAAGGAUCAAGUCACCAAGGAAGAGCUUAAGAAGUUGCUCUACAACGAGAUCAUGACUUUCAACCCGGUCAAAGGCUGAUUGUUAGCAUGCUCCAUAACCUCUUGCUAGAUCAUUUCUGCGACUCCACAUCUUAUGACCCGUCACGAUACCGCAUUCUUCUGUACAUGUUCUGGAGCUACGUUGUCUCAUGUUAUAUCUAUAUAUGAUCUGUCGUUGUUGGUCCAAUCGUCAAUACGUUACAAAGCAGCUCGGCUCGACUUUUCUACUGAUCGAUGAAUCGCUUGACCUUUUCGAGCCAGGUCAUGUAUUCCUGAAAGAGCCGCAAGUCGUCAGAAUUGCAGCGAACUCAAACGGACGACGGGGAGCUCUUGACUUACCUUCUGCUCCUUGUAUUCGCAGUACAAGGGGAUGAACAAGGCUGAUCGUGAUGACAAAGUGUCAUGGAUUCAGCAAGCGGGUCCGAUCGAUGGCCAAAGCUACACUAACCCAAGUUUUGGUUGAUUGCUCGCUCGUCCAAGUAGUUCUCGAACUCGGUCUGAACGGUGCUGUCCAGGUGGUCAAAUCCUGGU